AACGGAAGCUGUUUUGUGAGUCACAGGAAGUUAGUUCAGAUAAAAACAUUGCAGCACUACGAACCUUUUUUCACUAUUAUUUAAAGACUCUUCAUUUGCUUUUGUCGUUUAAUUUUAUUUUUGCCAAACUUUUAACAGAAGCAAGAUGGUCUGCGACAAAUGCGAAAAGAAACUGGGCAGAGUCAUCACUCCGGACACGUGGAAAGAUGGAGCCAGAAACACAACAGAAAGCGGAGGCCGCAAGCUAAAUGAAAACAAGAUGCUGACAUCAAAGAAAGCAAGGUUUGACCCGUAUGGAAAAGCCAGAUUUGCGACGUGUAGAAUCUGUAAAAGUUCAGUGCACCAAGCUGGUUCCCACUACUGCCAAGGCUGCGCUUACAAAAAAGGCAUAUGUGCCAUGUGUGGCAAAAAAGUUUUGGAAACCAAAAACUACAAGCAGACAUCAGUGUAACCAGUCCCCCAGAACAGAGAGGGAUGCGAUAUGGGUUUCUGAACUUCAGUCCUGCUUUUCUAGAGGAGGAAGACAAGCUCAAUUAUAGACCCUUUGUUUAUGUGCUUUUGGAUUACUUCUGUACAUGCAUCAUGCCACACGAACGCGUAUAUCACAGCUACAUCCCCAGCUGUAUUUAGUGUAAUUGAAAUCUCUCAUGCAGUUAUUUCUGUUUCCAGUAUUCAUUUUUAUUUAAUUUUACUUUAAUAUAACCAUGGGUGAAAGUCUGUAUUUGGAAUUCCGUCAAAGUGGAAUUCUGUUUAACUGUAACUUGAUAGGUACCUAACCCAUAGUGCACAGGCGGGGCAAACUAUAUAUUUUGCCUCUGCACUGUUUACAACAGGUGACGUUAGCAGCGGUGUGACUGAAACAGUAGCUGCUGGGCAGUUUGUGGAGACUACAAAAAAGGACCAGCCCGCCCUCCAAGUCCACAUGGAGAAAGAUGGACAUGAGGGGGGGGGGGGAGGUGGCUGUUUGCGGCCAGGUGUGCUGUGCAGGUCUUUGAAAUUUGUCAAAAUGGUCCUUGAAAAGUCCUUGAAAUUUGUAUAAGAAAUACUGUAUGAACCCUGUAUUUACAACAUCGUAUUGAGUUAAGCAGAGAUUGUAUAUUAUUUUUGCAGCUGAGGUUUUAUAAUGAAUAUUCUGUAAAAUGGGCCUAUAUGUAAAAGGUUUGAUGAGUAACAUUUUAAUGUUUGUUAACUAACCUCAUGUGUGAUUUAUCAGGUUGAUUCAUCUGGUAAAAUGACAAGUAAUCUCUGAAUUUCUUUUUCUACGAAGUCAAGAUCAAAUUUGCGUCUGAAAGUAGUCCAAAAUGGCACAGAAUGCAACUGAGAGCAUGUACAACCCCAGAGCGUUGGGGGGCAGGCGGGCCCCCUCAAAUUUACAUGCUACCGAUUUUCUAAUAUGUCUUCUGGUUGAUUACAACAUAUACUGUAUGUGUGUGUGUGUGUAUAUAUAUAUAUAUAUAUAUAAUAUAUAUAUAUAUAUAUAUAUAAAUUAAUCAUUUAAACCUUUCAUGUACAUUGAAAAACAACUUUCUUUUUUUUUUCUAUUUUUGUACACUGCAGUUACACCUCCUUUCAAAUAUAUAAUCAUUUAAAGAGACGCACAUGUUGUGUUUACCAGGGGUUCCUUGUUAGAUGGCAGAAGGAAGUUCAUACAUCUAAAAUACACCAAAAUAGUUAGUAACGUUUAUAUGAGAUAGGAUAGAUGCUGUAGUACUCGUUGCCCCUGCAAAUUCCAAUCCACACUCCUAAGGUCCUUGCAUAUACAUUACAAUGAGUUGAGUUUCAACUGAUUUAUUUUCAAAAUAUGGUUUAAGUGUUACCAAGUACCAUAGUGAUGUAGUGUCUGUCAUCAGAUUUUAAGGAUACGUUUUGAACUUGUUCAGUAGUGUACAGAUGUAUUAGAACACCUUAAGAUCUGUGAUUUAUAUCCAUUAUAUACCGACCUGCAUGAAAACCUCAGGGUGUGAGAAUUUCAAUUUCCGGUCAGUACUCAAGGAUAUAGAAACCAUAGGCACUCAUGUGAAAAUGUUAGACCACUUUGUGCUUUAAUUAGGCAUCUUAAACAACUUCUAAAAAGUCUCAUGCAUUUUACCAUUUGUGGCUCUGUCUUCUGUUUCUUGUACUAUUUUAAAUGAAUUGCACAACACAUCAAAACAGAAGAAGCAGUGCAGUGUUCUGAUAAAUUUGCACACCAGUGUGUUCCCAAAUAUGUAAGUUCUGAACAACAAUUUAACAUAAAAAAGCUUCUGAUAUGUGUUUUAAGGCCACUAGGUGGCAUGUUGUACCCCUGUGAACAUUCACAUUACUUGCAUUACUACACUUUUUAAUGUUAGAAAAAAAUGUGUGUAGACAAGGUCAACAUAACUUGGUGAAUCAUGCCAUCAUUGACUUUUAAAUACCAUGUUUGCCCCAAAGCAAAACUUAAACCUGAAUAUUAAAGACUUUUUUUGAUAAACCAUGAACUUGAUCAUUACUGUUAGAUCUGUUAUCAAUUA
Molecule: messenger RNA, 2492 nt
Organism: Acipenser ruthenus (sterlet)
Lineage: Eukaryota; Metazoa; Chordata; Actinopteri; Acipenseriformes; Acipenseridae
Product: cysteine-rich PDZ-binding protein
Exons: 5
Coding region: 146-451 (101 amino acids)
Biological process (GO): cytoplasmic microtubule organization
Cellular component (GO): dendrite
Molecular function (GO): PDZ domain binding; microtubule binding
Source: RefSeq, a predicted model, not a curated record